Xyrauchen texanus (razorback sucker) is the source of this 6068-nucleotide messenger RNA. Its product is annotated as ras-specific guanine nucleotide-releasing factor 2-like. Gene Ontology annotation, cellular component: plasma membrane. Gene Ontology annotation, biological process: Ras protein signal transduction; positive regulation of GTPase activity. NCBI's taxonomy places the organism in Eukaryota, Metazoa, Chordata, Actinopteri, Cypriniformes, Catostomidae. Bases 305 to 4105 code for a protein of 1266 amino acids. Gene Ontology annotation, molecular function: protein binding; guanyl-nucleotide exchange factor activity. The transcript has 28 exons. The record is from RefSeq and is a predicted model, not a curated record.
GAGAGGGGCUGUCUCUUUAAGAGGAUACAUCUCUCUCCGCGUCUGUCCACUACUAUUGCUCAUUUUGCUGUGUGAACUGAACGCGUUUACACUCAGUGCUAUUCGUUGGGGCUGAAAAGUUUUGUUUUGGCCAGUAUGGAUGGGGCUCCGAAUUCGUUUGGAUGAGUCCGUGCGCUUGUGCUUUGCAACUUUCCCGCGCGCAGCCUCUGUUGCUCCUUAUUUCACCGAACAUCCAAGGUGGAAAGUUAAAACCGCGUGGGAUAUGGUGACAAACGAGUGAAUUCACAAUAAACCAAGACGGAAAAUGCAGAAGAGUGUUCGAUACAAUGAGGGACACGCUCUGUAUCUCUCCGUUGUCGCGCGUAAAGAGGGCACCAAGCGAGGGUAUCUGUGCAAGAAGACCACAGAAAACAGCAAAUGGCAUGAGAAAUUUUUUGCACUUUAUCAGAAUCUCUUGUUCUACUUCGACACCGACCAGAGUGCUCGACCAUCAGGGAUUUAUCUCCUGGAAGGAUGCACGUGUGAAAGGGUCCCCGCGCUCAAAGUGGCCACCGUUGGCAAAGAGACGCUUGACAAGCUGCACUAUUUCCUCAUCGUCUUCGGCCAUGAUGGACAGAAGCCUCUGGAACUGCGGACAGAGGAGGAGGCGGAAUGUGAUAAAUGGGUGGAGGCUAUCCAGCAGGCCAGCUACUCUGACAUUAUCAUCGAACGUGAGGUUCUCAUGCAGAAGUACAUCCACCUGGUGCAGAUUGUGGAGACGGAGAAGGUUGCUGCCAAUCAGCUCCACACACAACUGGAAGACCAAGACACAGAGAUUGAAAGGCUUAAAGUAGAGAUUAUAGCCUUGAACAAAACUAAGGAAAGAAUGCGUCCCUACCAUGUCUACCAGGAAGAAGAGGACCCUGAUAUCAAGAAAAUAAAAAAGGUUCAGAGUUUCAUGCGAGGCUGGCUGUGUAGAAGAAAAUGGAAGAUUAUUGUGCAGGACUACAUCUGUUCUCCUCACGCUGAGAGCAUGAGGAAGAGGAACCAGAUUGUCUUCAACAUGGUGGAGGCCGAGACAGAGUACGUCCAUCAGCUUUCCAUCCUGGUCAACUGCUUCCUGAGGCCUCUCAGAAUGGCCGCCAGCUCCAAGAAACCACCCAUAAGCCAUGAUGAUGUCAGCAGCAUCUUCCUUAACAGUGAGACAAUCAUGUUUCUACAUGAAAUAUUCCAUCAAGGCUUGAAGGCGAGGAUAGCGAACUGGCCCACACUGGUUCUAGCUGAUCUCUUUGAUAUCUUGCUGCCAAUGCUGAACAUCUAUCAAGAGUUUGUGAGGAACCAUCAGUAUAGUCUUCAGGUUCUGGCCAACUGUAAGCAGAACCGGGACUUUGAUAAACUCUUAAAGCAGUAUGAGUCUAACGCUGCCUGUGAGGGGAGGAUGCUGGAAACCUUCCUCACAUAUCCAAUGUUUCAGAUUCCUCGCUAUAUCAUCACCCUCCAUGAGCUACUGGCUCAUACACCUCAUGAGCAUGUGGAAAGAAAAAGUCUAGAAUUUGCCAAGUCCAAACUGGAGGAACUCUCCAGGGUGAUGCACGAUGAAGUGAGUGACACAGAAAACAUCCGUAAGAACCUGGCGAUUGAGCGCAUGAUUGUGGAGGGCUGUGACAUCCUCCUUGACACCAGCCAGACGUUUGUGAGGCAAGGAUCUUUGAUCCAGUUGCCCUCCGUGGAAAGAGGGAAGCUCAGUAAGGUUCGGCUCGGUUCUCUCUCUCUCAAAAAGGAAGGAGAGAGACAGUGCUUCCUCUUCACAAAGCACUUCCUUAUCUGCACACGCAGCUCGGGAGGCAAACUUCACCUGCUCAAACAAGGUGGUGUGCUGUCCCUGAUAGAUUGCACUCUCAUUGAGGAACCGGACGCCAGUGACGAAGAUGGUAAGAAUUCAGGGCAGGUGUUUGGUCAUCUGGACUUUAAGAUUGUGGUGGAGCCCUCAGACACUCCUGCUUUCACUGUAGUUUUACUGGCACCCUCACGUCAGGAGAAAGCAGCCUGGACCAGUGACAUCAGCCAGUGCAUUGAUAACAUCCGUUGUAACGGCCUGAUGACCAGCGUGUUUGAGGAGAACUCCAAAGUCACAGUGCCGCACAUGAUCAAAUCUGAUGCACGUCUCCAUAAAGAUGAUGUUGACAUUUGCUUCAGCAAGACACUCAACUCCUGCAAGGUUCCUCAGAUCCGCUACGCCAGCGUGGAGAGAUUGCUUGAGAGGCUGACCGACCUGCGCUUCCUCUCCAUAGACUUCCUCAACACCUUCCUGCACACCUACAGGAUCUUCACCACUGCCACUGUGGUUAUGGAGAAACUGGCUGACAUCUACAAGAAGCCUUUUACCUCCAUUCCAGUCAGGGUCCAGUAUCACUCAUUUGACCGCUUGUCCAUUACAUCCAUCUGCCCAGACUACAGCCUGAAGAUCAGGAAGAUAGCAUUGGAUCAGUCAAAGUCUCUGGAGCUCUUCUUCGCCACCAACCAGAACAACCGCAGUGGGGACCAUGUGAAUGAUAAAUCCCCCAGACUGUGCCGCAAGUUCUCCUCUCCUCCACCUCUCUCCAUCCCCUCUCGUACCUCGUCUCCAGUUCGCACCAGAAAACUCUCCCUCAAUUCUCCUGUUGGAUCUAAAGUAGGCAUCCUGGAUCUGUCCACUACCUCAUCAUCUGCAGCCAGUAGUCCAACCAUCUCACCCCCUCCCUCCAACAACAAGCCCCCAUUGGAUCUCUACCAUGGACCGAGUCCGUCCUCCCCCGAGCAGAGCCCUGGAGCUCUGGAUGAGAAUGCUGAGGUGCCCCGAAUUGAUGCCCUCUGUGGCAAACUGCGGCGCAGCAUCAGGAGAGCUGUGUUGGAGUCUGUGUCUCUGGACAAGUUUAUCCCAGAGUCGCCUCAGGGCAGUGAACCAGGAGAUAUCUCUCCCUGCCGCUCCCCCUCCACUCCACGCCACCUCCGCUACAGACAGACAGGAGUCCAGUCAGCUGAGAACUCGCGUUGUUCCGUUUCUCCAGCCUCUGCAUUUGCUAUCGCCACGGCAGCAGCUGGACACAGCAGCCCUCCAGUUUUUAACAAUUCUGAGCGGACUUGUGACAAAGAGUUCAUUAUAUGCAGGGCGGCAACCAACAGAGUUCUGAACGUCUUGCGCCACUGGGUCUCCAAACACUCACAGGACUUUGAAAUGAAUGGGGAGCUGAAGAUGGGAGUGAUCUGCCUGCUGGAGGAGGUGUUGAGAGACCCCGACCUUCUUCCCCAGGAGAGAAAAGCCACUGCAAACAUACUAAGUGCCCUUUCUCAAGAUGACCUGGAAGAUGCGCAACUGAAAAUUGAAGAUAUCCUUCAAAUGGCUGAAUGCCCAAAGACUGAGUGUUUUGAAUCUCUGUCAGCGAUGGAGCUAGCUGAGCAAAUCACUCUUCUUGAUCACAUCGUCUUCAGGAGUAUCCCAUAUGAAGAGUUCCUGGGCCAAGGAUGGAUGAAGACAGAUAAGACAGAGAGAACUCCAUACAUCAUGAAGACAAGUCAGCACUUCAAUGAUAUGAGUAAUCUAGUGGCCUCUCAGAUCAUGAGCCACACAGAUGUAGGCUCAAGAGCCAGCUCCAUUGAAAAAUGGAUAGCAGUGGCUGACAUUUGCCGUUGUCUCAACAAUUAUAAUGGCGUUUUAGAAAUCACAUCCGCCCUGAACCGGAGCGCCAUCUACAGGCUUAAGAAGACAUGGGCUAAAGUGUGCAAACAGACUAAAGCACUAAUGGACAAACUCCAAAAGACAGUGUCUUCUGAGGGAAGGUUUAAAAACCUAAGGGAAACUCUAAAAAACUGUAAUCCACCCUGUGUUCCAUAUCUUGGUAUGUACUUGACGGACCUAGCAUUUAUCGAAGAGGGAACCCCCAAUUUCACAGAGGAAGGUCUGGUUAACUUCUCAAAGAUGAGAAUGAUAUCUCAUAUCAUUCGAGAGAUUCGACAGUUCCAGCAAACUCCCUACAGAAUUGAGCACCAACCAAAGGUCACACAGUACCUUCUGGAUAAGACCUUGAUUAUGGAUGAAGACACACUGUAUGACUUAUCUCUCAAGAUUGAGCCCAGACUUCCUGCAUGAACUACAACCUCGGUUCCUGGCAGCUUCCAUCUAGAUGUGCUUUCUACUCUUGGGAUGUAAUGAAGGCAUGAGGCAUGCCUAGUGUUUCAGAAAGAUGCAGUAGCGAGAAAGAGUUUGAAAGGGUCUGGGUUUGGAGGAGAAGGUCACUGGCCACUGGAUAACAAUAGGCCACUGUCAGAGGUCAGGCAUCCUGAGAGUUUCAGGGUCUAGUAGAUGAAUGUCUUCAGUCUUUAUUAUGAAGAUAGUGGACAAGUAAAAAGGUGAAAAUGUAAAAGAUGUAGCAUGAUGUAGAACUAUAUGCCAGGUCUUAGUGUGUAAUGUAUUGUGGACCUCAAGCCUGUGGUCCUUUGCACAUCCUCUCAUUGGUAAUGGUAGUGACUGUGUGCAUGAGCUAGACUUUGGGUUAACUGUGUGCUUUGCCUCAACUUUACACUCCAUGUGCUAUCCCACCUGACAACAGCUGGCAGCACUGAACCAAAAUAUCACAUGACAACUGUAAUACAUAUAUAUAUUGGUCUUCUAAGUAAUGGGAAUGUACAGAAGCUUUCUUAAAUACAAUUCAGUUGUAGAUGCUAUUUAUUUUUCAUAUUGCCCCCAAAGCUAUGUGAGCUUUAUAGAAAAUGUGUGAUAGAUACAAAUAUUUUUUUCAAUGUGCCUUUUCACAUUCACUAACACAUUAGUAACUAAAAUCUAAUGUCUCAGCAAUGCUUGAAAGUUAUAUUAUUAAAAUAUGAUUUGCCCCUGUAGCAGAGUGAUGAUGGAAAGGAGAUAUUCAAACAACAGGUUGAAGUAUAAAUUAGCAUUUUCUUUUCUAAAUCAAUGUAAUUCUAAAAUGAAUUCUUAUUUUAGAUGCACAAUAUGCAUUUACGAUCUUUUCCUGGUCUUUUUUUUUUUAUUUAAGGCUUUACUGUUCCCUAUUGGAGGAAAUGCUCCUUAUUGUUGAAUGAUUUUUAACCAAAUAACUGGAACCCAGUUCUGACUCUUGAGUUUUACAAUAAUCAAUACAAUAAGUUUUUCUGCUUUCUAAAUGUAAUUACCCCACUGCUCAGCUAAGCAAAAAAGAGGGGCUUUCCAGUAUUUGCAUGAAACAUACAGUGAUCGCAUGUUGGGAAAUGCAUUGCAAGACAUGUUGUGUGGUCAUGUAUUACUCAGCUGCUGUGUAGCCUCUUUGAAAUCUCUAGAAACCUCAAGCAAAAUAGAUAGAUACAUAUAUUAAACUUUUAAUCUGACUGCAAUUCCUUAUCUAAAUAGUUUGUUCAUACGAGCUUGAGAUUUCAUAUGCAUAGACUGGCAGAGAACUGUCAAAUUGGCCAUAAAUAUAUAUCUACCACUGUGCUGUAUGAAGACAAUGUCGUUUUAGUCUGAUGUAUCCUUUCCUCGGAGUGGAACAGUUUUUUAUUCUUUAUGUGCGAGUGUGAGGUGCACGAAAGCAUAGGUGUGAAUGUGAUGCCAAAAGUGAGCAGGUUUGAUUGGUGUGAGUUAUACUCUCAUCAAUGUAGCGUUGUAAUUUUAGACAAGUGUGAAUCAGUAGUAUUUAUUUCCUAUCAUAUUUAUUUGACCCUUUUUGUAUAUAGUGUGUCUACGGGUUUAUGAUACAAUGUAAUUUCUUUUUUCCUGUCACCAUGUAAGAUUUUCAUUUCUGCAAGUACUCGUAAUAUAUUUGUUACAUUUCACAAUAUAUGUUUAGAAAAAUGUAGCAUAACUGAUUCAUUUAAAAUCCUGUCUUUUUUUUUUUUUUGUAUUGUUUUAGUGUGAUGUGCACACCGGAUUAUUGCUUUGGUAUGUUGCAUGUUUCUGCAUGUCCAGGUUGGAUUCCUUCUGUAAAAUCUGCGUUUUGUACAUUUCUGUAUGAUAAUAUUUGACCUCUUCCUCUUUAUUUUUGCUUACUGAUUCUCUUGGAGAAGGUACAGCUUCAGUACUUCAAUUCUAUGCUUUCAUUUAAAAUAAACAAAACAAACAAAUA